Molecule: messenger RNA, 1452 nt
Organism: Fusarium venenatum
Lineage: Eukaryota; Fungi; Ascomycota; Sordariomycetes; Hypocreales; Nectriaceae
Product: concanavalin A-like lectin/glucanase domain-containing protein
Biological process (GO): carbohydrate metabolic process
Molecular function (GO): hydrolase activity, hydrolyzing O-glycosyl compounds
Source: RefSeq, a predicted model, not a curated record
AUGGAAGGUUCAAGGACUGCCACCUCUGCCGCUGUGGCGGAGGACGCUUCUUCACAGCGCAAUCCUUUCGAUACACCUGGUGUUGAUAACACUGAUACCAAUCCCUUUGCGACACCCGCUGUUGCGACGCCUGCUGCUGAGUCUGUGACAUCACGACAAUUAGGACAGACUCGCAAUACUUCUUCGUUUGAUGUACCUACCGUUCGUCGGCGCUUCAGAAGUAGUCGUCUUCAUGGCGAGUUUGAGAAGCCAUGGCUAGAGACUAAGAAGAAAGAAUGGAAUUGGGACAGCACCAUUUUCUACACAUGUAUCCUUCUCGGUCUUGGUAUCGGCGGAUACCUCUGCUGGACAGAGACAAAAGUCCCCAAACACGAUUACUGCUUGGUCAUGGACGACCAUUUCCAGAACCUCAAUAACUGGAACCAUGAAGUUCAAAUGAACGGCUUCGGUACUGGUGCCUUUGACUGGACUACCAAUGAUCCAGCCAACUCUUAUGUUGACGCAGAGGGUCUUCACAUCGUCCCUACAGCGACAACUGAGAGCACUUCCAUCACCGGGAAUCAACUCCUCAAUGGCUUCACUGUCAACAUGACCACCAACAGUCGCACCUGGGGAAAGUGCACAGCCAAGAGCAUUAAGAAGAACAACGACCGUUGGCCCUGUGCAUCCCGCAGCAAUGACACGCUUGGUCAAAUCAUCAACCCUGUGCGGUCAGCACGCCUAAACACAAAGGGCAAGAAGACCAUCAGGUACGGGCGCGUUGAGGUCGUGGCGCGUAUGCCCAAAGGUGACUGGCUCUGGCCUGCUAUCUGGAUGAUGCCCCAGGAUGAGGUCUACGGCGAGUGGCCCAAGUCUGGUGAGAUUGAUAUUGCUGAGAGCCGUGGUAACGAUGCAAGGAAGUACCCCAUGGGUAACAACCUUGUGUCGUCGGCGCUUCACUGGGGAACUGCUACGGAGAAUGAUCGAUGGAGGAGAGCUUAUGGCGAGUGGGGAGGAAAGCGAGUCCUAUACUCUGAGAAAUUCCACACUUAUGGUUUGGAGUGGAGUGAGAAGUAUCUCUUUACCUGGCUAGAUGGCCGUCUCCGACAAGUUCAAUUCUUUGAUUUUACCAAGAACAAGAAUCUCUGGACAUAUGGAGAAUUCGCCAACCAGCCCAUCAACGGUUCCAUCCCCGUGGACCCUUGGAGCAGCACAGGUCGUAAAAACACACCUUUUGACGAAUCAUUCUAUCUCAUCCUCAACGUUGCAGUCGGCGGUACUAACGGUUGGUUUCCCGACGCGAUUGGCGACAAGCCCUGGGCUGAUAGCAGUGAGACCCCUAUGCGAGACUUUUGGAAGGCCAACUCUACCUGGCUUCCCACCUGGGGUCCUAUCAAGGAUCGUGGCAUGGUUGUGAAGUCUGUCAAGAUGUGGCAGGAGGGUAAAUGUGGUGGAACCAUCAGAUCUGGUUGA